Molecule: messenger RNA, 849 nt
Organism: Trametes versicolor FP-101664 SS1
Lineage: Eukaryota; Fungi; Basidiomycota; Agaricomycetes; Polyporales; Polyporaceae
Exons: 4
Coding region: 1-849 (282 amino acids)
Source: RefSeq, a predicted model, not a curated record
AUGCAACAUCAUAGCUCGCGCUCUCAAGUGUGCCACAGUGGCGGCCGAGACGUCACCGUAGAGCACAUGCCGGCAGUGGUUGUGGAGGAGAAGCAGCACGAUGAGUACAGCACACGCAUCGUUCGCGAUAGGCUCGGCGGUCCAGUACUGCAAGCCAGGCGGCCUCUCGAGGAGCACGACGGGUCGGCUGUCAUUGAGGUCGGAGUCGGUACGCUCCGUUUGACCACGACGGAGCAGCUCCGGCCGCUGCACCAGCUAACGGGGGAGACGUUCGUGCGUGCUUGGUUCCAGUGCGUACAAGCACACCACCUCAACUGGCUCAACGGGAUCCACCACAAGGACCUGAAUCUGAACAACCUCAUAUACCGCCUCGAGGACGGCGCUGUCUGCGGCGUGCUCUCGGUGCCGACUGGCGCGCUGCGCUUCAUGGCCAUCUACCUUCUCGACAAAAAGGGGUUCCGUGGCGGGACGCUGCUCUGGAUCUUCCCGUGGGUGGUGUGUCGCUACGAGGACGGGCGGGAGGUCGACCCCCUGCCGCGAACGUAUCGGGAGUGGACUUCAGACCACAUGUUGGUGUGCAAGAUGCGCAAACACGACUCGAAGCUCCUGAUGCGCGGAUUCGAACCCGGCCGUGGCCCGACCGCAACGUGGACUGCCGAAGCCGAGCUCGUACGGUCGAUACACCAUUACCUCCGAGCGACGCAGCUUGCCCGUGACAACAAGAACUGGGGUAUGGCUGAGGAAACCCGUGAGGAGGAAACGGACGAGCCGGUGGUCUGGGGGAGUUCUACGCGGCGGUACGGGCGGUUGGCACAGCGCACCCCGCGACGAGUUACAGUCUCGCAUUGA